AUGGGCACCGUCAUCCGAUUCAAUCGUCUCUCCACUCCCACCCUCCUCCACCGCGUCCCCGCCCAGCUGCAGUCUCACGCACAGGCUUCCACGCCUUCUUCGCCCCGGGGACACUGCAAGGGCCCACCGUUUCGUCACGGCCUCCUCCCGGACCCAAUAUCAUGGCCGAUCUUGGUCUUCACCUUCGAUCUUGUCAUUUUCCGGUGUAUCCGCCGCGGACUGUCCUUCCAGAAAAUGCGGGGCAAUGAAAAGCUGGAACCCGUCGAUGCCUCCUCCCCCUCCUCCCCCUCCUCCUCCUCCCCUUCCUCCCCUUCCUUCCCCUCCGACGCUUUUGCACCUUCUCCAGCUUCGUUAAAGCCUGAAAGACAAGAGUGGGCAGUUCCGGACAGCCCCGAACCUCCUUUCUCCGUUUCCCCCAGCGUUCCCACCCCAUCCCGACUCGUCAACAGCCCGUCCGCUUCCCCUCCCCUCCCCACCGAACCCGCUCCUUCCUUCCUCAUCACCCCUGCCCUCGCCUACCUCCUCCUGAAUGUGGUCACCCUCCUAUGGGGAAGCCAGCACGCGGUGAUCAAAAGUGCCCUGGCGUCCUCCCCCGACUAUCCUGGUGUCUUCAAUCUCCUCCGCUUCGGGCUGGCCUCCCUCUGUUUCUGGCCGUGGACGCCAUCUUUCCUCCCUCCCUCCCUCGGCACCUGCUCGGAGAAUGGGGAAGAGGGCGUGGACGCGGCGGAGAAGGAACGCCAGGGCCUGUGGCGGGCGGGCGCCGAGCUUGGGAUCUGGAUGUUUCUGGGCUUUUCCUUACAGGCCGUCGGUUUGCAACUCACGUCCGCGUCUAGGAGUGGCUUCCUCCUCUACCUGAACGUGAAGCUGGUUCCCCUCUUCGCCUGGCUGCUGCUGGGUCGACGCCCGAGUUUGGACGUGGUCGUUUUUGCUCUGCUGGCGUUUGCGGGCACGGCGCUCCUACUGAGAUAA
Molecule: messenger RNA, 969 nt
Organism: Nannochloropsis gaditana CCMP526
Product: dmt superfamily drug metabolite transporter
Exons: 3
Coding region: 1-969 (322 amino acids)
Cellular component (GO): membrane
Source: RefSeq, a predicted model, not a curated record